AGGACGCCGCGUUGGGAGUGGUUUGAGUCCUGCAACUCUUUCCAUUGGUAUGAUGUCAAGAAACCUCAUGGAUGGAAGCAUCUUGCGCUCUUGGAAGCUCGGGAAACAAUCCGAGAACAAAAAGAGGAGAUUGAAAAUUUGAGGGAGAAG
Messenger RNA from Eruca vesicaria subsp. sativa (arugula), 150 nucleotides. Lineage: Eukaryota; Viridiplantae; Streptophyta; Magnoliopsida; Brassicales; Brassicaceae. The record is from the annotation of a GenBank genome assembly.